AUGAACCCCCGCAAAGACAAAAGCGGCCAAGGGAAAAAGGCCCAGAAGACUAAUCCCCCGGCCCCGUCAGUCUCGAGCGAAACUGAAUCUGCCUCCGAUUAUGAAAAUGCCCGCGGUUACAGCCAGAACCCCAUACAAGAGUUCGAAGAUUUUGUUCAGUAUCGGGGACGGCGCUCCAGCGACACGGUGUUUCUUGAAUUGGAAGAAAACGGUGAAGACUUGAAACCAGAGUUCACUGCACCACAGCCUGAGCAGAUCCCCACUAUCCAGGCCGACAACUUCGAUAAGCAUCAACACCAGAACUUCCCUGAUGUUAUAACCCAGCAGUCUGCUGCGUUGCAGCCACAGUACAUCAUGCUGCCGCCUCAAACUCAGACUUAUGUGAUCGAACAAAGGCAGCAACCGAGGCUGACGGGCGCAAUACCGAGUCUACCUCGUCCAGGCAGAUUUUAUCGUGAUGAAUCCUUCGGCAACAAGUACCUCGCUAGCGUAGGCCCAUCACAGCGCCACUUACGUUCGUCCUCAUAUUCACCGCUGGGCCAUUUUCUCGACGAUGGAUCCAUGUUCCGCAAUCUUUCGGGUGGCUACAAAUACGCCAACACAAGGCCAAACGCCGACGUGAAUUCUAGCGGACAAUCUGCCAAUGCAGCCACGCGGACCCUUUUCAACCCGGUGGACUCUCCUAUGUUAUACGAAGUGUUUGCGGAUAUCCAUGAAAUUAUGGUGAGGAUUGACACUGAGCUGAAAGCACUGAGGCGGGAGAUGCAAAUUAUGCGAGCUUUUUAA
Cucurbitaria berberidis CBS 394.84 is the source of this 786-nucleotide messenger RNA. RefSeq lists its product as uncharacterized. The record is from RefSeq and is a predicted model, not a curated record. Lineage: Eukaryota; Fungi; Ascomycota; Dothideomycetes; Pleosporales; Cucurbitariaceae. The transcript has a single exon. The coding region runs from base 1 to 786 and encodes 261 amino acids.